Molecule: messenger RNA, 618 nt
Organism: Cyphellophora europaea CBS 101466
Lineage: Eukaryota; Fungi; Ascomycota; Eurotiomycetes; Chaetothyriales; Cyphellophoraceae
Exons: 3
Coding region: 1-618 (205 amino acids)
Molecular function (GO): protein binding
Source: RefSeq, a predicted model, not a curated record
AUGCUGCUGGACACAGGUGCUGAUGUCAACGCACAAGGAGGCCGGUAUAGGAACGCGUUACAGGCGGCAUCAGAGGGUAGCCACAAGAUAGUGGUGCAGAUGCUGCUAGAUACGGGUGCUAAUGUUAAUGCACAAGGAGGCCUGUAUGUUAACACGCUGCAGGCAGCAUCAGAUGGUGGCCACAAGACGGUGGUACAGAUGCUGCUGGAUACAGGUGCUAAUGUCAACACACAAGGAGGCCUGUAUGUCAACGCGCUGCAGGCGGCAUCAGAUAGUGGCCACAAGACAGUGGUGCAGAUGCUACUGGCCACGGGCGGCAUCCGAGGCGAGUAUGGCAACGCGCUGCAGGCAGCAUCCUGGAAUGGCUACGAGGAAGUGGUACAGAUGCUACUGGAUAUGGGUGCCAAUGUCAACACACAAGGAGGCCGGUAUGUCAACGCGCUGCAGGCAGCAUCAUUCGGUGGCUACAAGACGGUGGUGCGGAUGCUGCUGGACGCGGGUGCCAAUGUCAACGCACGAGGAGGCCGGUAUGGCAACGCGCUGCAGGCGGCAUCAGCAUGUGGCCAUGGGACGGUGGUGCAGAUGCUGCUGAACCAUGGUGCGACGACCGUUUCUUAA